Messenger RNA from Cydia pomonella (codling moth), 1842 nucleotides. Its product is annotated as band 7 protein AGAP004871-like. The transcript is spliced from 8 exons. The record is from RefSeq and is a predicted model, not a curated record. Bases 868 to 1812 code for a protein of 314 amino acids. Gene Ontology annotation, cellular component: plasma membrane. Lineage: Eukaryota; Metazoa; Arthropoda; Insecta; Lepidoptera; Tortricidae.
GACGUUUCAGCUUGUUAUUGUCGCAGUUUUCGUAGCGAUGCGACUCUGACGUAUAUUCGAGGAAAUGAAGUUAGGUUAACGAGAGUUGUCUAAUGUAUGUAUAAUUCACUGACAUUAUUUUGGUUAACGUCUUAAUAUUUGACUGGAGAUAUUUAUGUUAAGCGAAUAAACAUAUCUGUUUCAAUAAUGAAAAUCAAGUCUGUUUUUCUUAGUUUAGAUAUAGUGGUGUAGCGUAGAUACGUAAUAGUUAUGCUUGGUAUUUUAUUUUCUCCCAUACACAUAUCAACUGCCGAAAUGUUAUUUACCCGAAUACACAUUUUUUAAAUCAUAAUUUCAUUAUAUCUGAACUAAGAAAACACGCUACCUACUCAUCAGAAAUGAGAAAUGCAACCUGCAGAGAAGAAACGCUCGGUUAAUACGCAGGUCAGGUCAGAUCAGAUUCUAAACCCUUUUAAACAUUAAAUAGUUUAAAAAUACUAUAUGGGCUUAAAGAAAAUUUAGCAAACCAAACAUCGGACAGUAAUUAAUUCUUCGGAAGUUGAUCAUUUGGUCCACAAAGGUUAUCUUUCACUACGCGUUAACAAAACGAAUACUUGCAACAUAAACCAAAAGAUUUCAUGACCCUUAAUAAAAUUAUGUAAACAUCCUCUAAUAAAUAGCAUUCAAGCGCAAGCCGCUUCAGAAAUACCUAAAUCCCACAAUUAGGAUCAUCUCGCGCCGGGAGCGCCCGCGCCGGCGGCGCCGUACCGACAUGCCUGAAAGUGCGUUAUUUAUUUAUUAUAACAUCCUCACUUGCCAGCACACCUUAGUAUCCAAAGAGCCACCGAUUAGAAGACACUUAUAAGUUAAAUUAAUAUUGUCAUAUUCAUGCGCGUGACGCUGCACUUCUCUCGCCACAUGGAUUUCGGUUGCUACGACAAGAACUCUGGCGAAGUGGAGUGCUACCUCGAAAUACAUUGUGAUACGGGUACUUCUUGCGCAAUCACGAUACAAAUGCCCAACCCGGAGGCGGUGGGCUGCGUGGAGCGGUUCGCGACCUUCAUGUCUCUGCUCCUGGUCAUCAUCACAUUCCCGUUCUCGCUGUUUGAGUGUUUUAAGGUGGUGCAGGAGUUUGAACGAGCCGUGAUAUUCAGGCUCGGCCGAUUGAGAAAAGGCGGCGCGAGAGGCCCCGGAUUAUUUUUUGUGCUGCCAUGUAUAGACACCUAUAGGAAGGUGGACUUAAGAACUGUGUCUUUUGAUGUGCCACCUCAAGAAGUUUUAACGAGAGACUCCGUGACAGUAGCUGUAGACGCCGUAGUGUACUACAGGAUAAAGGAGCCUUUGAACGCAGUAGUCCGGGUGGCGGACUACAGCGCAUCCACAAGACUGUUGGCUGCGACGACGUUGCGCAAUGUGCUGGGCAUGCGCGACCUGGCGCAGCUGCUGUCCGACCGAGAAGCCAUCAGCCACAUGAUGCAAGCAAAUCUGGAUGAGGCCACGGAUCCCUGGGGUGUUGAGGUGGAGCGUGUGGAAAUCAAAGACGUGAGGCUACCAGUGCAACUGCAACGUGCAAUGGCGGCCGAAGCCGAAGCAGAUCGCGAGGCACGCGCCAAGAUCAUCGCGGCUGAAGGCGAGAUCAAAGCCUCCAGGGCACUGAAAGAGGCCUCACUAGUCAUGAUUGAUAACCCUAUGGCCCUUCAGCUCCGGUAUCUCCAGUCACUGAAUACCAUUUCAGCGGAGAAAAACUCUACAAUAAUAUUUCCAUUCCCAAUGGAUUUCCUGAAGACAUUCUUAGGAGUUCCUGGUCCAAGCAAUCCAUCAUUACCCAUAUAAUUAAUUAAACAUAUCUACGCGUUAUUGCUA